This is a messenger RNA of Strongylocentrotus purpuratus (purple sea urchin), 1271 nucleotides long. RefSeq names its product putative transferase CAF17, mitochondrial. Gene Ontology annotation, cellular component: mitochondrial matrix. Bases 299 to 1129 code for a protein of 276 amino acids. The transcript is spliced from 9 exons. Gene Ontology annotation, molecular function: protein binding. The record is from RefSeq and is a predicted model, not a curated record. Lineage: Eukaryota; Metazoa; Echinodermata; Echinoidea; Camarodonta; Strongylocentrotidae.
CUAUAUUGGUAGGUGUGAAACCGAACUAGCUUUUCAGCAUGGAAGCGCGAGCUCUAGGAGUCUUUGCUAUGCGUAUGAAGUGGGCUCCUAUACAUCAGCUAUGUAAUAGAUGUUACCGGAGCCUAAAUAAGGCAGGCGUGUUGAGGGGAGCGUUACAAACUACCAUGGCUAGCAGAAGGACAUGUUCUUCAGACAAUAGCCUCAAACCAGCAGAUCCAUCAUUGAAUGGGUCAAGACUGACGGGUCGUAGUCUGAUGUUGGUAAAAGGUCGCGAUGCUCAGGACCUACUUCAGGGUUAAUGACCAAUGACGUGCAGCAGCUGAAUGGGGGCGAAGGUCAAGAGGUCAUCUAUUCCAUGUUUCUAAAUAAACAAGGGCGAGUCCUGUAUGAUGUUAUGUGUUACCAGUGGAGUAAAGAUCCAGAGGGAGACACACAGUCAUACCUUCUAGAGUGUGAUAGCGCCAUCUCGCAGGAAUUACAUAAACAUCUCAAACUCUACAGAAUCAGGAAGAAGGUGGAUAUCACAUCACUGGAUUCUGAGUACCAUGUAUGGUCCAUCUUUAGUCCUGGCCCCACUCCUCCCCCUAGCCCAGGAUCUAAAUCCGGCCCAUCUCAUUUCUUCACUGACCCUAGGGUCAAAGGUCUAGGUCAGAGGGUCAUCGUCCCACAAGGCAGUCAAGUACCUGGUAUUGAAGAAGUUAAUGAAGAAGAUUACAUGAUGCAUCGUUAUCAGUGGGGCGUGGCCGAAGGGGUCAACGAACUUCCUACAGGAGAUUGUCUCCCUCUAGAGUCCAAUCUAGCUCUCAUGAAUGGAGUGAGUUUUACCAAGGGCUGUUACUUGGGCCAAGAACUCACCGCCAGGACGCAUCAUACCGGAGUCAUCAGAAAAAGAGUCAUGCCGAUCCAGCUCGCAGGGAAUGCAAUACCUACUAUCCCAGCUGGUACAAGCAUCAAGACUGCUGAGGGAAAGAAUGUGGGGAAAUUCAGAUGUCACCUACAUCAUAAUGGACUUGCCCUCCUCAGGACAGCUCUCAUAGGUAACAAGCUCAAGGUCACCACUGAAGAUGGAGCAGAGGCUGAUCUAGAGGCAAGGAGACCAUCAUGGUGGCCGCAGGAAACUCACAAGUGAAAGGAUCAUUAAGAUGCAAGAGAUUGGGACUAAAAUUGACCUGGAAUCUGCAGGAAAAUAAUAAUAAUAAUAUUCAGCUGUUAUAUAGCGCUUAAUACAUCUCGGAUGUCUCUAAGCGCUUUACAGAUAUACUAUUACCCGG